Prorocentrum cordatum is the source of this 1139-nucleotide messenger RNA. The record is from the annotation of a GenBank genome assembly. NCBI's taxonomy places the organism in Eukaryota, Dinophyceae, Prorocentrales, Prorocentraceae.
CUCCCCCUGUUGCCUCGAUGCGGGCACCAGAAGUGCGAGGCUGUUGCUCCUCUUCUGGUGUCCUGCGGCCCCUCUCAAGGAGGAGCGCCCCCAGCAAUUCAAACCGACGGAGGGAAGGCACCAACUGUGCCCUGGAUUGUCGCUGGGGAGAGCGAUGCCGUUGCCCUCUCUGCGUAUGUGCUGCAGGUCUAUCGCAAGUCGGGGGACGCCAUCUGACCACCGAUCGUGGCCAGGCCGAUCCUGUAGUCUCGCCUGCCUGCAUUUACCACGGACGGACAUACUCCGUUCGCAGGCCCACGGUGGGCCCAUGAUCGCUGAGGUGGUCAUUUGACGUGCCUCGAGAACACAGAGCCUCCCGAACAGGAAAGCGACCACCUUUGCAGAAAACUCCUCUCGGAGGAGAACCGCCAGCUAAUUCAAAAGCGUGCGCCCGUCGCUUCGGGGACCAACUCCACUACAAUCAACCGCACAUUUGGACUGCCCAUUCCGUUCGUGCCGAGCACACAAGGUAGAUCGGCGCCGGAGGCGCCGACAAGGGCAAAUGAGAUUUGCCAGCUAGUUUAAAAAAAGGCGUGCGUCCGUCGCUUCGGCGCAAAAGGGUCCCUAAUUACCACAUGCCCGCUGGACUCAUGGCGGGAUGCGGCAAGCUCGGGAGCGGAGCGAGGCGACAGGACAUGAUGUCAACGCACUUCCCCGCCUUCCCUCAAAGCUCAAACGAGAUGGUUCGCCUGAGAGCGACGCGCAAGAGGCGGCCGCUCCCAGAGGGGGAGGGGGCGCGCCGGCCAGAGCCUAUAGCCUGGGCGUACAGCGCCGCGGGGACCAGCACGACUGGGCAGCCGGCCGCGAGCACGGCCCGGCGCUCCAGGCCGCCACGCCGGCCGCCGCCCCCCAGCGCGUCCCGCAGCAGCAACGCCCCCAGCAGCGUGCCGCCUCGGCCUCGCCACGGCCGCGGUCGCUCGCGCGCCGCGCCAGCCCAGUCUUUAGGCGCGCCCCUGGCGCCUUGCUCCAGCAGCCCCGCGCAGUAGCCGGCGCCCCAGCGCCCGCCGCAGCCGCCCCGUCAGUCGGUGCCCGGCCCCGCGACAAGAGCCGUGUCAGCACGCUGCCACCAAAACGAGGCAGAGGAGAACGUGAUCGGAUGA